GUAUAGGCAUAAGACAUCAAGUAAUCUAACAGUCGCAGUCAGGACAAGCGAGAGGAAAGGACUAUAAACUGGCUAAGCGUACUGACUAGUUCAUUGGUUGUUUAGGUUAUUUAUUCUAAGAUCCUUUUUUCGUGUGCUUUGUUCGGGUUGAUUCCAGUGUUUGACAGAUUGAGUCGUGAGACAUUUGCUGUCGUGCUCUCAUUUUUACAAUACUCGAGCCCAGUUUACGACCGAGAUGGUGUUCUACAAAGAAAGAGACAACGAGCGGCCGCUGCUGUCUCUUAUUCUACCGCAUCUUUACCUAGGUGCAGAAACUGAUGUUACACAGGAUUGCCUCACUGCUCGUGGGAUUUCUUAUGUGCUUAGUGUGAGCCGCUGCAGCCCGCAGCCCACAUUCCUGCCCUGCUCUCAGUACCUCCGCAUCCCCAUUGAUGACUCCCUCCGGGAUGACCUGCUACCAUGGAUCCCAGAGGCACUGCUCUUUAUUGAUGGGGCCAUGUCUGGUGGUGGCUCUGUGCUGAUCCAUUGUGCUGCAGGAAUCUCCCGCUCACCUGCCCUGGCUGUGGCCUACAUAAUGUAUCAUAUGGGAAUGGAUCUUGACCAUGCCUAUAGGUUUGUGAAAGAGCGCAGGCCCUCAAUUUCACCCAACUUCAACUUCCUGGGCCAGCUGCAGCAUUUCCAGGGCACUCUCAGUCAAAAAGACACCAACGACAACUCUGUCAUCCAGCCAGUCAAAUCUGUGGACGUGUGUUUGCAGUCCUCCAAGGAAAAUAUCAGAUGCACUUCCACCGUCCCUUUAUCAGCCAAUAAGAGCAUACAUUUCCUGGACAAAAGCUGUAUUACCAAGGACUUUAGUGAGGUAGUCAAAGUAUACAGUGAGAAUUCAAAUUACCACCCAGAAAAGACAGAGCAGAGAUAUUCACAUGUAGAUGAGUUUUUAGUUCCAAAUUCAUCAGGAAACCAACAACAGUCAGAGCAGAGGAGCACAUCACAACUGACUCUGUCACUUUCUAGCAAACUCAGGACUCUCACACUCAACCAAAACCAAAUGGAAGGCCAGGUCCCAUGUGAAGCUUCAAAGCCAAGCCCAAACGAACAAGAUAAAGCAAUAUUCAAGCCCACUCAACAACAAAUCCCAUCUAGCUUUGCAUCGCUGGCUGAGAAACGCAAGAGUCUCACACUCUCCUUGUCACCUGUCUCUGCAAAUCCACCAACUCAUCACCAGGCGGCUCCAAAGUGCAUCAAGGAAAACCUUGCUACCACCCACCAGACUGCACUCACCAGCACCUCUAAUACCAUAAACAAGCGGGACACAGGAUCUGCCAUUGGUGUAAAGAGAUGUAGCAGAAAGUCUUCAGUUGGGGUCAACUCCUCAGUGCAGUCAGACGAAAAUCUAAGGGAGACAAGUAUUUCUCGCUCAAAGGCAGCCAGACCUAAUAGUAGCUCUUCCCAGAACAAAAUGAAAGCAGAGAGGGAGGGUCAGGCUCAGCGACAGGACCAGCCCAGCCACCCUCAGAGUGUGGAGAAGAGAAAGCCUAACACAGCUCAAAAGCAAGGGAGGGGCCAUAACAAGGGCCAGGCAGAGAAUUGGCGCAGUUCCAUUAAGAGUCAGCGCACAACCAUAGUCUGCCAGCAGGUGCCGCCAGAAAAAAAGAUUGUUACGUCUGCCGUGGAGGCUCAGGAAGGUGUGGACUCAGACCAAAGUAUUCUGUCACCUCUGAGCCUCACUGUGAACAAGCUCUUGGGCUGGGGGGAGAGAAUGUUGCUCGGGGUGCUGCUGGGCCCCCGUAUUAAAGUGGGACAAGCCACUUUGCCAUACAGAUGCUGACAAGGGGAAGAGACCACUGACAAUGAUGGGGGGGGGGGGUAUUAGAGAAUACAUUGGACAGUAUCUUCUGUGUUUUAGAGAACUGUUAAUGAAACUAUGUGGAAUUGAUAGAGGAUGUAAAAAUGUGUAUACGUUUGUCGGGAAAUUGUAUCCUCCUUUGUCUGUUUGAGGAACUGAACUGCAUGUGUAAUUUAUGUCACAGAGCUCUGAUGGAAAGCUUUUGUCUAUUUAUUGUUUACUUAUUUUGAAAGCACUAUAUGUGUUAUAAAUCUGUGAGGUAUCUGCUCCCUACCACUGUACAUAAAGGCUUGAUUACCCUGAUUCCAAUUUCACUGACACAAAUGAAGUGUACGUUUUACUGUUCCUAUUUAUAUAAUUGAUAUUUUGACGAUGUUAUUUUAUGGCUUGUAAUGACAUCACGGUGGUCAUUAAAGAUGACAUAUUUUACUCUU
Molecule: messenger RNA, 2280 nt
Organism: Osmerus eperlanus (European smelt)
Lineage: Eukaryota; Metazoa; Chordata; Actinopteri; Osmeriformes; Osmeridae
Product: probable dual specificity protein phosphatase DDB_G0281963
Exons: 5
Coding region: 236-1828 (530 amino acids)
Biological process (GO): protein dephosphorylation; negative regulation of MAPK cascade
Cellular component (GO): cytoplasm
Molecular function (GO): MAP kinase tyrosine/serine/threonine phosphatase activity; MAP kinase tyrosine phosphatase activity; protein tyrosine/threonine phosphatase activity
Source: RefSeq, a predicted model, not a curated record